Molecule: messenger RNA, 1368 nt
Organism: Aureobasidium namibiae CBS 147.97
Lineage: Eukaryota; Fungi; Ascomycota; Dothideomycetes; Dothideales; Saccotheciaceae
Product: putative proline oxidase Put1
Exons: 3
Coding region: 1-1368 (455 amino acids)
Cellular component (GO): mitochondrion
Molecular function (GO): proline dehydrogenase activity; FAD binding
Source: RefSeq, a predicted model, not a curated record
AUGAACAUUGCUAAACACAAUCUAUGCCUCUACAAGAAAUCUCCACUCUCGAUCCAAACAUACACUGUUUGGCACUCUUCACGACAUCAAUCGUCUCUGGUGUCCAGACAGCCAAAUGCCUCUUCCGUGGAAGAACGAAAGCAAUCACCGUCCCAACUGCAUCGCAUCUCCACAGUGAAUCUCGUUCGAAACAUCAUCCUCGGCAAGGUCUUCACAUCACCAUUCCUGUUCAAACAUGGCGUGGCAUGUUUGUCGAAGAUAGCGAAUUCGCGAUCAGCAAUGCUGGACCCAGACAGGAACGCAUUGCUACGAGCUUUGAUCAAGCCGAUGAUAUAUGAUCACUUUUGUGCUGGUACGAACAAGCUGGAAAUCAAGAAGACUUUGAGUUAUCUCAAGACCAUGGGCUUCAAAGGUGUCAUCCUCAUCUACUCGAGGGAGAUACCUGCGAUGCCGGUAGAACAGCUUCGCGAACUAGAGCCUUUGGCUCAAGAUGAAGACAUCGAUAUCUGGCGAGAUGGUAAUGUAAAGACAUUAGACAUGGUAGAACCUGGUGACUAUGUGGGCAUAAAAUUUACAGGUGCAGGGCCUCGAGUCGCCCAAGCGUUGGCCCUCGGCAGAGAUCCUCCACAGCAACUCUUAGAUGCCAUGGCCGUCAUCUGUGAACGCGCCGCCGCACAAGGUAGCCGUGUAUGGAUCGAUGCUGAACAGCAAGUCUUUGAAAACACAAUCGCCCGCUGGACUGUUGACAUGAUGCGACGCCACAACACAAAUAACCAAGCUCUUGUAUCGCUGACCUUACAGGCGUAUCUCAAGUCUGCCAGGAAGACUCUCGAAAACCUGUUACAUCAAGCUUACCACGAGGGCUGGACACUUGGAAUCAAGUUGGUCAGGGGAGCAUACAUCGGCAGCGAGACUCGAGCCCUGAUUCACGACACAAAAACACAAACAGACGAAUGCUACAACAGCAUAGCAGCAGAUCUCCUCACAAAAUCCUUCCCAGGCUUCAACAAGCAAGAUUUCCCUCGCGUCGAGUUGUUCCUCGCCGGCCACAAUUCAGACUCCAUUCGCAAAGCCUAUGCCCUAUAUCAAGGUCAACUGCAGAAAGGCGAGACACCCCCUCCCAUCAAAUUCGGACAACUGUUGGGCAUGGCGGACGACAUUAGUUGCGAGUUACUGGCUAUGGGCGACGAUGGAGCCGAAAAGAAGACUGCAGCUCCAAUGGUAUACAAGUGUAUGAACUGGGGCAGUGUGAGGGAGUGUAUGCACUACCUCGUGCGAAGAGCCACCGAGAACCAAAGUGCGGCACAGAGAAUGCAAAGCACUGUCGGUGUCAUGCAGAAGGAACUGCGCAGACGUAUGGGUUUCUGA